AACAAUGUUUAUCUCGUUUAUGAAUUGUGAAUGCGAUAGCGAAAGCAGCCACAGCGAUACAAUGUCCGUGGAGCAAUUGCUGCUAGCCGUGCGGGAGGAAACCGAAUCGGAAGACGACGACGACGACGACGACGACGAUGACGACAGCAAUGAGGAUGGCGGAAAUGAUGCGAAUGGCAGCUGUAGGGAGGCAGAUGGUGGCAGUGAAACUGAAUCGAGCCACACAGUCGAUUCGACAACCAGCGGUGCGCCACUGCUUCGCCGCUUCCGACGCUCGUCCAUUGGUAUGCAGCGCAAGGCGGCAUUUCGUCAAAGGAAAUUGGAUUCGUUGGGCACUUGGCGGAAGCGUAAUCCAUCCAUGACAAAGUUAUAAACGAUGUGUGCAUAUGUAUGUAACUGUAUUUACACAAUAGCAUUUCAAAGGCCUUUGAAAUUGAGAACUAG
Messenger RNA from Rhagoletis pomonella (apple maggot), 444 nucleotides. Its product is annotated as cation channel sperm-associated protein 2-like. Bases 5 to 373 code for a protein of 122 amino acids. The transcript is spliced from 2 exons. NCBI's taxonomy places the organism in Eukaryota, Metazoa, Arthropoda, Insecta, Diptera, Tephritidae. The record is from RefSeq and is a predicted model, not a curated record.